GCCAGUAAACAUAAGGUCUAAAAGCUAUUAUACGCGAAUCAAUAUCCCCACAUAUACCCUCGUAGGAAGGUGACGGCCCAACAACCUAAUGAUGCGAGAUAACGACUAUGUUGAUAUAAAACGAUACUCGUCCAUCUCAAAAAGCCAGUAGCCCUUAUUGUGAGAAUAUCGCGACGCCUUAAAGAACUUACAAUGGUGAAUCAUAGUCGUCUAGUUCGAGCUACUCUUAAAGGGGCAGUCUGGCACGCAGUCGCGGCGUGCACUCUAACACUCGCUUCAGCAGAGAAUGCUGCUUCUCGGCCCAGGGCAGAUAUUUCGGCGUGCAAAAUAGCCGCUAAUAGCAACAUUUACCUCAGUGCAGGAUUCGGAUAUGAGCUAAACUGUGCGCCCAGCACGGGUACCUUGAGCGCAUUUAUGAUCUUCGUUGAAUUCUCUGAUCAAGCUGCUACUGAGACCCCACAGAGCUUAUACGACUUCUUUCUGCCGGACGCAGCAGAAUGGUACGCUACGUCCUCGUACGGAGCGCUUACGCUGAACGUCACUGCCGAUACCUCACGUUUCUAUCGGAUGCCGGCUGCGGCUGCGUCUUACGGAUGGGAGCGCGGUCUCAGCUACGAAACACACCAGAAGUAUAUACAAGACGCGUUAGAUGCGUAUGGGAAAACUAUCCCGCCCACCGAUGUGUUAUAUGUGGUACCAACUGCUAAUGCUGCCGCUAUUUCUUUCUCGCCUACCUUUAUGGGCGACGUGACGACACGCGCCGGAACCUUUGUUGCCAAAAAGUCGGUAACAUUCGGCUUGGACGCCUAUACGACUUGGAAGUAUCUCGUAUUGAACCACGAGACCGGUCACACGAUGUGUUUGCCAGAUUACUACCCCUUUAAUGGUAGCGCAACGGGCUUAUUCAUAGGAGGAUGGGACCUAAUGGGGCUCAUUAGUGGACCAAGUCCUGAUUACUUUGCUUGGGAUAAGUGGCGGCUGGGAUGGCUUUCUGAUGAGCAAGUCGCCUGUGUUACCGAAAGAGGCUCGACGACGCAUACGUUAACUCCGCUAGAGAUACCAGGCGGUUCCAAAGCAGUUGUAGUUAAGCACAACGGCACGGACGUACUGGUAGCAGAAUUACGCUCAGCUAGCGGUCUUGAUUCGGCGUCUUGUUCGACUGGCGUACUGCUUUACACGGUAUCGACAAGGAUAGCGACAGGAGAAGGUCCUAUCCGAGUAUUAGACACAACGCCCAGAUCGAGUGGCUGCGCAGGCGAUAGGUUAAACGACGCGCCGCUAUCUUUGCAAGGGACGAGUUCGUAUACCGUUCCAGGUUGGGGUAUCAAAAUCACGGUGCUAAACGAGUCCAGCGAUGAGGUUGAUGUUAGGGUGGAAGUUGCGUGAUACGAGUAUCCUCUAUAAGAUAGGGGUACUUGGCCUAGAUCAGGGCUGAUUGUCAACCUAUAUAUCUUAGGUAACAUACGUGCCUCUUGUAUACAUGAAUCGAUCUGAAUCGCAUAUUUAAGGUUAUUUGAGCUUUCCCAAUGAGGAACAGAAUUGGGUCAUAAUUGGUUGCAUCGUUGCGGCACAGUUACCAGCGCCUCCGCAUAGCUUUCGGAUAAUAAGGCUACAUAGUACAAUUGAACCACAAC
Daldinia caldariorum is the source of this 1634-nucleotide messenger RNA. Its product is annotated as M6 metalloprotease. NCBI's taxonomy places the organism in Eukaryota, Fungi, Ascomycota, Sordariomycetes, Xylariales, Hypoxylaceae. Gene Ontology annotation, molecular function: peptidase activity. The transcript is spliced from 2 exons. Bases 193 to 1386 code for a protein of 397 amino acids. Gene Ontology annotation, biological process: proteolysis. The record is from RefSeq and is a predicted model, not a curated record.